CAAAAAUUAGUCCACUUCGAUUUGAAAGGAGCUCCACCAAAGAUCAAAUACUUACUCCAGCUAUUGCCGUUAUUCAAGAAAUUAGGUGCAACGGGUUUAUUAAUGGAAUACGAAGAUAUGUUUCCUUAUACGGGCAAUAUUUCCGUUUUAGCAAGGAAUAAUUCCUAUACUGCUCAAGAUAUUGCCAAAAUACACACAACAGCCACUCAACUCAAGUUAACCAUUAUACCAUUAAUACAAACUUUUGGCCAUAUGGAAUUUGUCUUGAAACAUGAUCAAUUUACUCAUUUAAAUGAAGUAAGCCACCAUAAAAUGGUCAUUUGCUCUGGCUGUAAUGGCUCCUAUGAAUUAAUCGAAGAAAUGAUUCGACAAAUUAUGACUUUACAUCCAGGAAUUGAUUAUAUCCAUAUUGGUGGUGAUGAAGUCUACGAUUUAUACAAGCAUAAACAUACUCGAGGUAAAUUUAUUUCCAAAGAGAAAUUAUUUACUACCCAUAUUAUGCAAGUAUCGAGUUAUAUUAAUAGCCACUGGUCCAAUGUACGUGUCAUUAUAUGGGAUGAUAUGUUAAGAACAUGGAGUGUGGAUCACAUCGCCAACUUGAAAGAUUACGUUAUACCUAUGGUAUGGGCCUAUUGGUCUAAUUUAGAUGAAUAUUUCCCUACCGGGAUGUGGCAACGUUACGCUAAGGUAUUUCGUGAAGUAUGGAUUGCAUCCGCUUUUAAAGGAGCUGGCGGAUCGGAUAAUGAUUUCCCACCUAUUCAGCAACAUGUUGGCAAUCAAGAAUCGUGGUUAAAAAUUAUCGCAUCCUUACAAGAUACUGGCAUGACAGUAACUGGCAUUGCAUUAACAGGAUGGUCACGUUAUGAUCACUUUGCUAAUAUGGUUGAAUUAUUACCAGCCGGAAUAACAUCGCUAGCCUUAUGCUUAGGUGUUUUAGAAGCUGGCGAAAUGAAUCAUAAAGUCGUCAUGACAGCAACACAUUUACUUGGU
Messenger RNA from Trichoplax adhaerens, 990 nucleotides. RefSeq lists its product as uncharacterized. The record is from RefSeq and is a predicted model, not a curated record. NCBI's taxonomy places the organism in Eukaryota, Metazoa, Placozoa, Uniplacotomia, Trichoplacea, Trichoplacidae. The annotation marks the transcript as partial. The transcript has a single exon. Gene Ontology annotation, molecular function: hexosaminidase activity. Gene Ontology annotation, biological process: carbohydrate metabolic process.